AUGAGAGUGUACGCGUUUAUUGUCGUCAACUUUUGGAUUAUGUUUGUGAAAUGUAGAGACGAAGAGAAAAUUUCUAAAGCCUGCUAUUGGCCAAAUGAAGUAUACGAGCCUUGUUUCGGCGGUUGCGCUGAGAUCUCCUGCGACAACCCGCGUAACCAUUUGCGGCCAUGCUACCCUUACUGCGAGCCUGGCUGUGUUUGCGAGGACCCUUAUGUCCGAGAUGACCGCACACACCAAUGCGUCUUACCUCAAGAUUGCUCACCGACGCAAAUGGGUAUACCAGUGCCAAGCAGAAGAUCAGCUAAACCUCCAGCGCCUCCUAUACCUUCUGCAAGGGUCCAAAGAGGGCACAACACCAAGAAAGAGGAGAUUAUCGUGCAAAGUGACGUCGAGAGUCUCCCGAACCACAUAGAUGACUUCAAACGAGCAGCUGAAGUUUCCAGAAUGGGGAAUUAUUUUAAUAUAGUAAUUGCCCCACCACCCAUUAAGGCACUUCAACCGAGGAAAAUUAUACAAAGCGAUCCAACGAAACGACGCAACGACUAAAAUGCAAUGCAAAAUAUUGAUACAAAAAAACAGUAUUUGUAACGGCUGGCUUGUUUUUUGCGCAAAGGAUCAGCCGGGCUGUGGCCAGCGUGGAAAUGCAGCCAAUAUUCUUGGCACCAUUCCACACUUGCAUGACUUGUAUACA
Pararge aegeria (speckled wood butterfly) is the source of this 691-nucleotide messenger RNA. RefSeq lists its product as uncharacterized. NCBI's taxonomy places the organism in Eukaryota, Metazoa, Arthropoda, Insecta, Lepidoptera, Nymphalidae. The record is from RefSeq and is a predicted model, not a curated record. The transcript has 3 exons. The coding region runs from base 1 to 546 and encodes 181 amino acids.